AUGGAUAAAUUAGUGUUUAUAGGUGAGUGGGUUAAAGACAGAGUUUUAGGAACUGGUAGUUUCGGUAUAGUUGUUCUUUGGAAACAUCAAAAAACACAGGAAAGGCUUGCUAUCAAAACGUGUAAAUGGGGUGAUGAACUCACGGAAAAACACAAAGAAAGAUGGACUAAAGAAGUAGAAAUUCUCCAAAGUUACCACAACCCUAACAUAGUUGGUACAAAACCGUUACCCCCAGAACUUAAGGAUGGCCUACAAACUGUUAAUCCUUCUAAAUUGCCAAUUUUGUGUAUGGAAUUUUGUGCUGGAGGUAAUUUAAGGCAACACCUAAAUCUACCGGAAUCUUGUCACGGAUUAAGGGAAGUACAAGUUCGUCAAAUAUUAAAAGAUAUAGGAAAUGCUCUUCAGUUUCUUCAUAGCAAUAAAAUCACACAUAGAGAUGUGAAACCAGAGAAUAUUGUCAUACAUAUUUUAGAUGGUGGAAAUGGGUUACAAGCGAAGAAAGAAGUUGUAUAUAAGCUAAUUGACCUUGGUUAUGCAAAAGAGAUUGAUUCUAACUCUGUAUGUGCCAGCUUUGUGGGAACAUUGCAGUAUCUAGCACCUGAAAUAUUUUACAGUAAAACAUACAGUAACUCUGUAGACUAUUGGUCAUUUGGUCUUCUUGCAUUUGAAAUAAUUUGUGGAACUCGACCUUUUCUUCCUUUCAUGGCUCCAGUGCAGUGGAUGCCCCAUGUUAAAGCCAAAACACAUGAUGACAUCUGUGUGUAUGAAACAUUCCAUGGUGAUAUUAAAUAUUCAAAUGAAAUAUUUCCUGAAAAUCACAUUUCCCAACCAUUGAAAUGUUUAAUUGAAGACUGGUUAAAAAUAGCAUUAGAAUGGGAUCCUAAACUGAGGGGGAGAGAUGCUCCUUCAAAAGUUACAUUUGAUAUACCAUCAGAGGAAAAGAGUACAUCAAGCAAAGUUAUUAUUUUUAGCCUUCUAGAAAAUAUUUUGUCUAAAAAAAUACUCAAAGUAUUCUCUGUAGCAACAUUAUCUCAUUAUGCAUUUGAAAUAGAUAACACAACAACAGCUCAAAUGUUGAAAAGUUGGAUUGAGAAAGACAUAGGUCUGCCUAUUGAAGAUCAAAUUAUAAUCACACAAAAUAAUUAUGUUUGCAUUGGUAUUAAUGAAAUUCUUUUAAAAUAUUGGGAUGAAAAUAGCAAUAACACAAUGUUUUUGUUUAGUAAAUCUGUUUUGAUAACAGAAAACCUAGAAAUUAAGGUGCCAGAACUUGUACAAAGGUAUACAAAAUCUACAGCAUCUCCGGAGCUCAUGCAGAAUUUCAAGAACUGUCAGAAUUUGCAUAAAAACUGUUUUUAUUUUGUAAUGGCUCAAAUGGAACUAUAUGAUUCACUUAUUAAGGGUCUAUUUGUUAGAUCUGAAUCACUUAAAAAUGAAAGUAAAGAUUUGCUUCUUAGGCACAACAUGGUUGAUAAAUCCUUAGGCAAACUAUUAGUCAAAGAAGAAACUAUCAAACAAUUUAGUGACCAAGGAAAAGACCAUAUCAAACAUUUGAGAGAGAAUGGAUUAGCCACUAAUGCUCUAGGUGGAUUUGAGAAAUUAUUUAAAGAAGUUGAUGAUAUAACUGAAGAUAUAAAUAAAUUACAAAAUGCAUGGUCUCAGCUCACUGUCCGAGUUGAGUCGGCAGCUAAGCGUCGAAUAGAAGGCAUCUCAACAGAUCUGAAUACUUUUGUUACUAAAUACAAUUAUCAAGCACUUUUCACCAAAGCUCAAAAUACUUACAUUGCAUACAAGAAAAUAGAAAAUUAUAAUGAUUAUAAAAGCAGGGAAAAAGUCAUAGAUAUCAUACAAGUGUUCAAAGAUUGUAUCAAAUUAAGAAACAAAAUACUGGCUGAGAUGCGCCAUCAGCCAUUUUAUCUUAAAAUAAUGGACUUGAGCUUAGAACUUUCUAAAAUUUCAGAGAUUAUUGCAAAUGCUUCAGGUUAUGCAGAUAAUAUAAGUGCUCAAGCAAAUACUGUUAUGGAGAAGCUUUCGAGUUGUAUGUGGUCCACAAUCAGCAUGUUAGCCAGCAAUACUCAAAAUAUAGAUGACCUUCCCUAUAGUGUGGUAUCAAUACAAAAAAGUAAUUUUAAAAUUGGUGAACCCGUGUCUAGGCAUUGCAUGAAAAUUAUAGAUACAAAUAAAGUUCAAGAAGACGAAGAACUUAAAUCUCUCAUUGAAGAAAGUUUGAAAUUAAGACGAAGCCACAUUGAGCUGACUGAAAAACUGAAAAUCUCAAAAAAUGUAUUACACAAAAAGGCUAAUUUAGAUUUCAGUUUUUUAAAUGAUUGAGAUCAUAAAUACUUUUCUUAAUGUAAAUGCUUAAACAAUCCAUUUUGUCUCAUUUCAGAGUGUCAUAGACAAAGUGGAUUUUUUAAGUAUUUUUAAUUAAGAAUUUUUUUCAGUAUAUAGCACUGUGAAUGCAAAAUUGAAGAAAUAUAAUAAUCAUAAAUACUUGUUAAACAUAUAGUCUAAACUACGAAAUUUAUAAGAAAGAAUAUUACAGUUUUUAAUUUAGAUAUUUAA
Messenger RNA from Diatraea saccharalis (sugarcane borer), 2562 nucleotides. NCBI's taxonomy places the organism in Eukaryota, Metazoa, Arthropoda, Insecta, Lepidoptera, Crambidae. The record is from the annotation of a GenBank genome assembly.